Messenger RNA from Sparassis crispa, 2082 nucleotides. RefSeq lists its product as hypothetical. The record is from RefSeq and is a predicted model, not a curated record. Lineage: Eukaryota; Fungi; Basidiomycota; Agaricomycetes; Polyporales; Sparassidaceae. Bases 1 to 2082 code for a protein of 693 amino acids. The transcript has 10 exons.
AUGUCUACGCAUCCCGAGCUCGAAGCAUCAGUUCUUCUCGCUCUUCCGCUUGUGACACUAGAGACGCCAACCGCAUCUACUUCCGGCACCCUCACGGUCUCAGUCCUGACUCAUGCGCCGUUCUCACUGUCCUCGUCUGCCAGUGACCCUACCGAUGCUACUCCUCCGACAGGUCUGUCGUAUCUCAUCCUCCACCUCAAUGCGUUUGAGCUGCCCAUCGAUCCCUCGCGGCCCAUAAUUUGCACCUUGUCUUCCACUGGUUCACGCGCAUAUACCCUGUACUGUCUUACGCCACCCAGCGACCAUGCCGAUCUCAGUUCCUCGGACGCGAUCCGCCUGCAUGUCCCAGCCCCGUCUGCCGACGACCCCCGCGUCCUGGAAGAUCUCAACAUGCUAGACGCCAUAUUUGCGGAAUACACCCAAUUCCACACGGAGCCGCGAGCACAGCAACAAGUGGGGCACGAUGCAUCCGCCUUCGGGACUCUGGAGGGGGCGGGCAGCAAGGGAACAGAGCGGGAUGAUCUGCGCGGUCGAUUGGUUUUGAUGGAUGAGACGAGCGGGGAAGUGGUGGGCGAGCUACUACAGGAUCUACGGAUGACGGAAGACGCUGCGCUUGCUCGGGAUGGAGACUCUACAGGAGGAUCUGGCGAGAAGCCAACGGCGGGCCCGGUCGUACUGGAGCUCCCGCCCGAAGUGUAUGAUGCGUAUGUUGGGAGCACUGGAGCGCAGCGUGGGGUCGCGGGGGAGGCUGUCGAUAUCGGUGCGCUUGCUGCAGCGCGGGAGAUCUUUGUGCGGGCGGUCCUGCCUGAGGAUCAGGAUUGGAUUACCAGGUCUGCAUCAUUCAUCAGCUGGGCUAUAGACUCCUCUACUUCCGUGCUGCUAAGCGGCAUCACAACGGCGUCGACAUUUUAUAUCAAUCAUUCCACACCCUCUCCGUACGCCUCUUCCUCAUCUGCCUCAUCUGCCCCACGUACCCCCGACUCGCGAGAAGACUCAUCCGCCCUGCUGUCCGCGGCUCAACCCACCCCAUCUUCGUCUCCCGCACCGGUACCCCUUCCCCUCCCGCUCCAGAUCCUCUCCUCUCCCCGCACACACGCAGCACUCUCCAGUGCGCAAGUAUUCAGCAGGCAGGCUAUGCGCCUAAGCCAUCGCACGGCCGGCUUUAUCGAUGACCUCUUAUCGCGCGUAGUCAGCGGGGUUUCGACCCAGCAAACUAGCACUUCCACCUCAAAUGCGGCCACGAGACCGGACGGGGAGAAGGCCGACGCACCUCCGCCACCGUACGAUGCGGGCGCUAGCCAAGUAGGAAGCCAGAGGGGGGAGAAGCCGCUCCUGCCGCCCUCGCGCACCCAUACUCCUCAACCCGAGAAGCUGGAACCUCGUACACAGGCAAACCAGAUGCCCGCGGCUGAGCAGCAGCUGCCCACGCGAGACCGCCUCGCGCUCUCCGCGAACCUCGUACUCGCGUCGGUGGACGACUCUGCGCGGCGCGUGUGGGAAGUCGGGAGCGAGCGCCUGGCAGCCGUGGUUGAGCACAAAUAUGGCCCUGCUGCGGCUCACUCGACGACGCUCGCGGCGCACACCGCGCGCAACGUUGCGCUGGUGUAUAUUGAUAUGAGCGAUUCGCGCGCCGCGCGCUGGAUAAGCGAGAUCCACGAGGACCACACCAACGCGUUCUCCUCAUUAUUAGUUGACCCAUUGCGAACGUCAGGUUAUUGGACUCGGUGCCACGACUCCGUAGACCUUCUCAGGUAUCUCAGGAAAGCUGGACAGGGCCAUCGAGCUAUGCAUCUGCCGCACCCGUCGGGGAACAUGCAGCGUCCGCCGUCAGCUAUUCAGGACGUGCUCCCCCGUAACAAGGGUAACGGUAGGCCAGUGUCGACGGCGAAUGAUGCUUUCCAAGAUGGAGGCGAUCAAUAUAUGGCGACGGAGGCUGACUACAUGAAGCCUCUCUCUGCCGUUCCAUCGCAUCUUCGUCGUGCCCCUCACCAUCGCCCUUUACCCAUUUUGACAUCAGCAAUAAUGGACUUGCCCACUCCUUCUGCCGGGUCGUCCGAUGUUUCGAUGUUGACGCCAGUUUGA